CCACGUCCCAGCUUUGAAGGCGCUACCCGUGUCCUUCCUCCCAGUGUAGCGGCGGCUCCCCGUGUCUUCUGUGCCCACUCUCUCUUUAAUAGAAGCCCUCUGCUAGAGUCAAGCCAUUUUCACCCAGAGCUCUCGAGCCGCACAAGUGACAACACAACAGCGGACGUCCUACAACGCCCGAGGGGGCGUGGCUUUGGGACCGGAAGAAGGUCCUGUUGCCAAGGGAACGGCGCGCGCCUUGGCGCCUGCUCAGCCACUGAUGCUCCCACCCCGGCCGAAGCCGCCGGUUCCCUCAACUUGUAGGAGAGGCUGUGCUCAGGACAGGGGAGCCUUCCUACGGAGGCACGGGGAGGAGGGCUGAGGCUCCCGGGGAAGAUCCCACCGCGGAAACGGGUGGAAGAGUGCGUCCGUCCAUUCCUGUCCUUGGAUUGGCUUCAAAGAUCAGUUGCUUUGUAAAUAUUUAAAUUACAUUAUGGGAUUGCUGGACAAACUUUCUGGUUUACUUGGCCUAAAAAAGAAGGAGGUUCAUGUGUUAUGCCUUGGACUGGAUAAUAGUGGCAAAACUACAAUCAUUAACAAACUUAAACCGUCAAAUGCUCAGUGUCAGGAUAUUGUUCCAACCAUAGGAUUCACCAUAGAGAAAUUCAAGUCCUCCAGUCUGUCUUUUACAGUGUUUGACAUGUCAGGGCAAGGAAGAUACAGGAAUCUCUGGGAACACUAUUAUAAAGAUGGACAAGCCAUUAUUUUUGUCAUUGAUAGUAGUGAUAAAUUAAGAAUGGUUGUGGCCAAAGAAGAACUUGAUACCCUUCUAAACCACCCAGAUAUUAAGCACCGCCGGAUUCCAAUCUUGUUCUUUGCGAACAAAAUGGAUCUUAGAGAUGCAGUAACGUCUGUGAAAGUGUCUCAGUUGCUGUGCUUGGAGAGCAUCAAAGACAAACCGUGGCACAUUUGCGCGAGUGAUGCCAUCAAAGGAGAAGGACUACAGGAAGGUGUGGACUGGCUUCAAGGUACAUCGCACACCACUGUGCAUCUGUGAUCAGAUCCAAGCUGUGAAGACAUGAAAAGAUAGUCUCUGGAAACUUCAGCAAUUUUCAAUUAAAGGAGUCUAUGUAAGGCAUACUGAAUAAUCUCAAAUUUAUUUUAAAAUAUUUAUGCAACCAAGGAUAUUUUACAAUGUUCUGCUUGCUCUUAUGGACUCUGGAAGAAGUCUUUAAGAAUUUAGGACCUGAACAUUGUUAAUCUAUUAACCAUAUGAAAACUAACAUUACCUCGGAACGCCUUAGUUACCUGCUUCUUGUAAAGGUCUACAUGUUGCUGUAAUUAGAAUGUGUAAAUAAGUUAUAAGCCAUCUCAAUAUCCUAUCAUGAUUUAUGAUAUCUUUAAUGUAUUUUCAUUUUUAAUUGUCUUCUAAAAGUUUAGUUUAUAGUAUGACUUUGAAGCUCAAAUUGUGUUAAGGAGACAGCUUUAAAGCAUUAUAAGGGAUCACAAGUAAUUGGUAUAUGUGUAAUUUUCAUUGUGCCACUAUCAAUAAAAAAAUGAAAUAUACCAACUAAAA
This is a messenger RNA of Cricetulus griseus (Chinese hamster), 1555 nucleotides long. The record is from RefSeq and is a predicted model, not a curated record. NCBI's taxonomy places the organism in Eukaryota, Metazoa, Chordata, Mammalia, Rodentia, Cricetidae.